UAAAUGGUCCGCCAGAGUUGGUGGGCAGCAGCUCCUGGGUUACUUUGAGUUAGGGUCGCUGCUUUUGGUGUAGGAGACGGGAACCGCCUGUGUGCCGACAUUUCGGAGAAGUGGUCGGGGUUGCGAACAGUCAAGUGGAAGAGAAGGAGGUGACUUGUACAAAGAAACUGUAUUUCAGGACUGACAGGAUAAAUAUUUGGAUUAUGGCAAGAUGAGCUUCCUGUUGCCCAAGCUAACUAGCAAAAAAGAAGUAGACCAAGCAAUAAAAAGUACUGCAGAGAAGGUAUUAGUUCUCCGAUUUGGGAGAGAUGAGGAUCCAGUCUGUCUGCAGCUAGAUGAUAUUCUUUCUAAGACGUCUUCUGACCUGAGUAAAAUGGCUGCUAUAUAUCUGGUAGAUGUGGACCAAACUCCCGUUUACACGCACUAUUUUGACAUCAGUUAUAUUCCAUCUACUGUGUUCUUCUUCAAUGGGCAGCACAUGAAAGUGGAUUAUGGGUCUCCCGAUCACACUAAGUUUGUGGGAAGUUUCAAAACCAAGCAAGACUUCAUAGAUUUGGUUGAAGUAAUUUAUCGAGGAGCAAUGAGGGGAAAGCUUAUUGUCCAAAGUCCUAUUGAUCCCAAGAAUAUUCCCAAAUAUGACCUUCUCUAUCAAGACAUUUAACGCAUUCAUGACUAUCAAAGUUGAAGAAAAAAGCACAUCUUGAAACAGGUGCCCCAUCUGGCUUGAACUUUUAAAACAGUAUCCCAGUUUGCUCAUUUGACUAGCUUUUAUUAAAUUGCCCAAGAAAUGGGACAUUGAACCUUUACCAUCCAGCACCCAAUUUGAGCUAAACAAAUUAGUAAGUAGCAGCAGAUUUCUCCCAGAAGUCCAAGUUCUGCCACUUUCUGAAGCAGAGGAUUUUACUUCAAGGACUCAAGACUGGAAAGAGAUGUCAGAAUUGUUAGAAAUAACAUCUUUGUGGUAUUUGCCCAUUUUAAUAACUUUAUGAAGAAUUCUUGCUCUGCCAGCAGCCCUGGCAUAACCUGCCACCACUUGACAAGUCCCUGCUUCUCUCAAAACCUCGCUGGGCCUCUGGAUACUGACUUUGUAGAACAAAAGAAUAGAUGCAGACCCAGAGGGCAGUGGGCCAGACGUGGAUUUGCUUGCCAGACGCUGAUGUCCCAGCUCUGUGCAGACCAACACUGUCUCUGCAAGUUCAUUCUCCCCUUAGUGGGCGCUUCCUUUACAAGCCUUUUCUGCAAGAAGAGAUGACCACCCGUCCUGAUUCUCAUUGACGUGGCAGAGAAGGAAGGCCACUGUGGGUUUUUGCAUCCUUUGCUGACGACAGGAGAGAGCCGCUCCAGGGAUACGACGUGGAACCGUAGCAGCCAUCCCAGGACCAUUAGGACCAGCCCCGGGAUGAAACGUGAAUGUGUGGAGAAGAACAAUAAAAACCUGGGUCUUUGAUGAUGCUAUUGAGCUGCUUAGUGAACUCUAAACCUGCCUCCCUCCAGAAAGAAUAAAAUGUCUUCAUUGC
Messenger RNA from Prionailurus viverrinus (fishing cat), 1517 nucleotides. It is a transcript of the gene TXNL4B, whose product is annotated as thioredoxin like 4B. Gene Ontology annotation, biological process: mRNA splicing, via spliceosome. The transcript is spliced from 5 exons. Gene Ontology annotation, cellular component: spliceosomal complex; U5 snRNP; U4/U6 x U5 tri-snRNP complex. Lineage: Eukaryota; Metazoa; Chordata; Mammalia; Carnivora; Felidae. The record is from RefSeq and is a predicted model, not a curated record. The coding region runs from base 212 to 661 and encodes 149 amino acids.